This is a messenger RNA of Candoia aspera, 1489 nucleotides long. Its product is annotated as coiled-coil domain-containing protein 148-like. Lineage: Eukaryota; Metazoa; Chordata; Lepidosauria; Squamata; Candoiidae. The coding region runs from base 55 to 867 and encodes 270 amino acids. The record is from RefSeq and is a predicted model, not a curated record. The transcript is spliced from 6 exons.
CAUGAAAAGUCUUGGGACCACUAUCACUUUACCAGGAACCAAUUCAGAGUGUUGAUGUUCAACUGGGUUCAAGCUAGGAAAACAUUCUUAGUGAAGGCAGUGAUGACUCUCACAGAAGCUUGUGCUGCUUAUGAGACUGAAAUGAUGCUGGCUAAUAAUAGAAGAAAGCAGCAGGAAAUAUGUGCUAAUCUGAAAGAGAAGGUGCUGCUAUGGCGUGCGCAGCAAGAGGAGGCUGCCCGACUGGAAGCUGCUAUUGCUGCCCGAAGAAAAGAAGAAGAAGAUGAAAAGGAGAAGUAUCAGAAAGAAAAAGAACUGCUUCAGAGAGCUGAGGAUAAAGAAAAAGUGAAAAAAUACUGGGCUGAAAAACAGCGCAAGUGGCAGGAGCUGGAAGCAAAAGAUCUCCUGCGUUUGGCAGAAUUCAAGAAAUUAAUGGCUGAACAGAUCAUUAAAGACAAAGAAAGAGUUCAGUUUAGGCAAAAGCUGUUGGAAACGCACUUGAUGGAGAAAAAAGCGUCAAUCCUCAAGGAAGCCCAGGAAGAAGAAGAAAGGAAGAAGCGCCUUGAUGCUCUGAGGCAACAGGUUGCUGUUGUUGCAGAAUUUGAUCCUGCUCGGAUGAUGGCUGAUACAGUGGCCUCUAAGGCACGGAUGGGUAUUGGGACCAAAGAGGAAUUUAUUCUACAGAAACCUUUGUUUGUGUUGCAUACAUUCAGUACUGAGCAGAUAAUUUCUGAUACCCGAGUUCGUGUUGAGCUGGCUCUCCGGGAAGCUGGACUUCAUAGCACUGUUUAUGCUCAAGAGCUCUUACCUAAAAUCCCACCACCAAAACUUCCAAGGAGAGACAUGGCCUCCACAAUUUUUAAAAUAUAGAACUCUGCAAUAUGGUCAAAUGCUUUAAUUUCCUCCCAUGAUAUUAAGAAUGCAUAAAUAAACUAUUAUAGUUAAAAAAAAUAAGCUGGAUACUGAGUUGAUGGGGUUUUUUCCCCCUUUGUAGAGAAAAUAUAUUGAAAAUAAGGCAUUGCCUAGAAGUUUUCAAUGGACCAUCUAUUUCAUACUCUCCCUGCCUACAAUCUUGCGCAUUGCUGUAUGGGACGUCUUCUUAGAACAACUUACUGAAGCUGCAGUCUAAUUGUUUUUAGGGGAAGUCAUCUUUCUUGAAGAACAUCUGCAGGAAAGUACAACCUGUGCUUGACUAUACAUAUCCAUAUGGGAACGCAUAUAAUUCCUUGCAUUGGGGCUAGAAAAGCAGUGUGCGGCCCUGAAUUCAACUGAAAUAUCCUGAGUUCAGACCACACUCAUCUGCAGAGCUCACUGGCUAAUCUUGAGCAAUCCGUUGGGAGAGAUUAAUCAAAAGUUUUAUGUAAAUCCAUGGGGCACUUUGGGAUGAUUUCCCCAUCUCUACUUGCGCCAUUCCCAAGCGGACUCCCUGCCUCAUCUUCUUUCCAAGACUGUGCAAACCAUUCUGCGAUGGAGGAGUAGCCAGAUGCAUGCA